CCCUCGCGGCACCUCCCAGGCGGCCCGCCGGGUUCCGGAGUCGCGGUGCGCGCGGGCGCGGCGGCGCUCGGAUCGGGUUGUGAGAGCAGGAGGCUCUGGUGAGCAGGUGCGAGGAUUGGAACCUGGAGAUGAGCAUACACAGGGAUGCGCACUGGGUGGGCCAGCUGACCCGUCGCUGAGGCGGGCCCCCAGGCUGGGCCUGCGCCCCUGGCUGGGCAUGCGCCUGUCAGUGCGCAGGGCGCUGCUGGCGGCAGGCUGUGCCUUGGCCCUGGUGCUGGCUGCACAGCUCGGACAGCAGGUCCUGGAGUGCCGUGCAGUGCUGGGUGGCCGGCGUAGCCCACGGAGGAUGCGGCCGGAGCAGGAGGAGCUGGUAAUGCUGGGCGCCGACCACGUGGAGUACCGCUAUGGAAAGGCCAUGCCACUCAUCUUUGUGGGCGGCGUACCCCGCAGCGGCACCACGCUCAUGCGCGCCAUGUUGGAUGCACACCCCGAGGUGCGCUGCGGGGAGGAGACGCGCAUCAUCCCUCGAGUGCUGGCUAUGCGGCAGGCCUGGUCCAAGUCCGGCCGUGAGAAGCUGCGACUGGACGAGGCAGGCGUGACGGACGAGGUGCUAGACGCUGCCAUGCAGGCCUUUAUCCUGGAGGUGAUUGCCAAGCAUGGGGAGCCGGCGCAUGUGCUGUGCAACAAGGACCCCUUCACGCUCAAGUCCUCCGUCUACCUGUCCCGCCUGUUCCCCAACUCCAAGUUUCUGCUGAUGGUGCGCGAUGGCCGGGCCUCUGUACACUCUAUGAUCACGCGCAAGGUCACCAUCGCGGGCUUCGACCUCAGCAGCUACCGCGACUGCCUCACCAAGUGGAACAAGGCCAUUGAGGUGAUGUACGCCCAGUGCAUGGAGGUCGGCAGGGACAAGUGCCUGCCCGUGUACUACGAGCAGCUAGUGCUGCACCCGCGGCACUCGCUCAAGCGCAUCUUGGACUUCCUGGGCAUCCCCUGGAGCGAUGCAGUCCUGCACCACGAGGACCUCAUCGGCAAGCCCGGGGGCGUCUCUCUGUCCAAGAUUGAGCGGUCCACUGACCAGGUCAUCAAACCUGUGAAUUUGGAAGCACUCUCCAAGUGGACUGGCCACAUCCCUGGGGACGUGGUGAGGGACAUGGCUCAAAUUGCCCCCAUGCUGGCUCGGCUUGGCUAUGACCCAUAUGCAAACCCACCCAACUAUGGAAAUCCUGACCCCAUUGUCAUCAACAACACACACAGGGUCUUAAAAGGAGACUAUAAAACACCAGCCAAUCUGAAAGGAUAUUUUCAGGUGAACCAGAACAGCACCUCUCCCCACCUGGGAAGUGCAUGAUUUCCAGAUCUCUGCCGGGGCUCAGCCACUGAGAAGAGAAGCAUCUGUCUGUGGAAAUCGGGCUCUAAUCCAAGCAUAUUGCUUGCUCUCUGUUGCUGAAGCUGGUGAGGAGCACAUUUGCUCAUUUUGGUGAAAACGGACUUAACCCUCCGCCUUCACGAGCUCCAGGUGGACAGCACACAGUAUGGAAGCAGUCCAGUUUUGGAAACUUAGGAAUUUUCUAUUUUUCCCCUCAAGAACUUUUUUUUAAGAAAUGAAUUUGCCAUCAUCCCUAGGGGGAAGGCUGCCUCAGCAGCUCAUUCCUGGGGCACCCCGUAACCUGUGCCUAUCCUCGACCUGGAAUUUGAACUCAGAGGAUCUAUUUAAGAGUUUAAUAUAUGGGCUAUCUUUGAUUCUUCAGUCCUACUCAGUUUCACAGAGAAAAGAACUUAUUUGAAUAAAGUAGACAGAGGCUGUCCGUCUGUGCCUUACUUCA
Nannospalax galili (Upper Galilee mountains blind mole rat) is the source of this 1823-nucleotide messenger RNA. It is a transcript of the gene Tpst2, whose product is annotated as tyrosylprotein sulfotransferase 2. The transcript is spliced from 7 exons. Gene Ontology annotation, cellular component: Golgi apparatus. Gene Ontology annotation, molecular function: protein-tyrosine sulfotransferase activity. The coding region runs from base 218 to 1348 and encodes 376 amino acids. NCBI's taxonomy places the organism in Eukaryota, Metazoa, Chordata, Mammalia, Rodentia, Spalacidae. The record is from RefSeq and is a predicted model, not a curated record. Gene Ontology annotation, biological process: peptidyl-tyrosine sulfation.